AUGGACGCCAAGCUCGAAGCCCCGUCACCUCCCUGCCUUGCUCCGGCUGCCUCUGUCUGCAUCGAGCAGCAGCAGCUCAUCGCUCAGCACCUCGGCGCCCCUACACCCAACUCGAUCCCCGUCCUCCUCGUUCCCUACCUCGCUCCGCCAACGCCCGAUCCCCUCGCCCUCCUGCUCGAUCCCCAUCUCCCCCUCUCGACCCCGCGCGCCUCCCCUCCUGCUGCCGCCUCCACCACCAGAUCAGGCCGGCCUCCGCCGCCCUUGGCCGUUCCCAGCCGGACCCCUCCAGCAGGGCCCCGUCCCCACCUCCGGCGCGCCAAGCUCGCCGCCUCCCUGCCAUGGCCGCGUGUCGCCCCUCUCCUUCGAGCGCCGCCCGGCCUCCCCGGCCUCUGCGUCGCCUUCCUUCCCUUCCUCUGGCCACCUUGUCGACCUGACAUGGACGCCAAGCUCAAAGCCCCGUCGCCUCCCUGCCUUGCUCCGGCUGCCUCUGUCUGCAUCGAGCAGCAGCAGCUCAUCGAUUAG
Aegilops tauschii subsp. strangulata is the source of this 522-nucleotide messenger RNA. NCBI's taxonomy places the organism in Eukaryota, Viridiplantae, Streptophyta, Magnoliopsida, Poales, Poaceae. The record is from RefSeq and is a predicted model, not a curated record.